Molecule: messenger RNA, 3122 nt
Organism: Rhododendron vialii
Lineage: Eukaryota; Viridiplantae; Streptophyta; Magnoliopsida; Ericales; Ericaceae
Exons: 3
Coding region: 1458-2894 (478 amino acids)
Biological process (GO): endoplasmic reticulum calcium ion homeostasis
Cellular component (GO): endoplasmic reticulum
Molecular function (GO): calcium ion binding
Source: RefSeq, a predicted model, not a curated record
AGAAAAAGGCGGCGGCUAGGUAAAGAAACGGUAGCAAGAACCCGAUCAUGGAAGAAAGAAAACUAGCUAAUGUGUGUCUCUAAGCCGUUUUAGCUGGCCUCUCAGAGUGAUAAAACGAUAAAUUGUUAUUGUCCGUGGUUGAAAGAGUCAUUAGGUAGUCCUUAGCAACAUGUGUCUACGGCACGCGCUACUCCGGCGAAUAAGAAAUCAAAGAGUCAUUUGGUAGUCCUUGGCAACGUGUGGCUACGGCACGUGCUACUCCGGUGAAUAAGAAAUCGGAAUCAUACUAAUCUGGUCAUUUCCAGCCAAAAUAUGACCACCUCUCUAGAAGAUCUCUCCGACGCCAUUCUUUUCAGGUUAAAAAAAUGAUUUCUUGUGAUUUCUCCCAUCAACUCAGCAUUUUAGUCCAUUUAUCCUCGCACUCCCGUGAAAGAGAGCGUCAAGACAGUGUUUGGGGGCUCACUCAUGUUCGAUACCGGAAGAUCUUGGAGUGGCAAAAACCUUAGUCACAUAAUGCGUGUGCAUGAGCGCAAGCAAAAGCUUGAAAAUAUCUUCCUAACACACAUUAAACUUAUAAAAUUUAUGAAAGUGAGGAUUGCGAGGAUUGAAAGUGAAAAUAAAGAAUUAGAUUGGAAGUGAAAGCAAAAAAUUAGGGAUAAAACCAGAAUUUAAUAUACGAGGGGGUCAUAACAUGAAUAACUCUUACUAAUUAAAAAAACAUGAACUCUUUAUUAUGGUGUCUAAAUAGAACUGCAAUUUUGUGAACAUUACUCUCCUUAUUGAUUGAAAUAAUGUGGAUUCCAUCACAAAGUGAUGUCAUACUUUUCUGUUACCAUGUAAUAUACUUUUUGGUAAACAUGACAUUAUUUCAACUAAUAAGAAAGAAGGUAAUAUUGACCCAACAAAACUCAACCUUGUCAUAUUUUGCAUACAAAACAGUAGAGGGUCAAUAUGUAAAGGUGUAAAAGUAACCUAAAAAAAAGGAAAUGACAAUUAUGGGGUCUAACUCUUAAGUCUCGUACUCUACGUGAAUGUGUAGUGUUAGGAGGUGGGUAUGCUAUGAGCAAAAACACAGCAACGGAUAGCUGCGCGCAAUUUCACCGUCUGGAUUUUAAAAAAACUUUUUCAGGAAAACUCUUCCGUUGAAAAGUGUUUUCAAAAUCCGAAUUAUUAAUUGUCCAGACGAAUGACAUGAUGGGUCACAGCUACGUGCUACAGUAUUUGCUCACAGCAGCCUCCUGCUCGGAUCCGGCUUGGGAGCACCACCAUGUGCUGCACAAGCAAGUAAUAGGAGUAAUAAUUUGUCCUCCCUAUAAUCCCGCGUAACACGGUACAACCUGUGGUUGCCGAGCCACUGAAUAAUUUUUCAACAAUCACAUCUCUCUCUCUCCCUCUUCUUCAAGACUUCAACAAUCACAGAUCUCUCUCUCUAUCUGGAUUCAACGACAACAACAAUCAUGGCUCGGAGAAACCCCUCUCUCUCCUCCUCUUCCCUCUUCCUCUCCCUCUCCCUCCUCUCCCUCCUCUCUCUCCUCACCCACCACCUCUCUCUCUCCUCCCCCCUCCCCCACUCCCACUUCGAAGGCUUCGACGACCACGCCGUCGACGAAGACGACGACGAACAACCAUACACCCACCUCCCUCUCUCCACCCCCUCUCUCUCCCUCUCCACCGAUCCAAACCCUAACUCCGACCCCGACUCCUCCCAGCCGUCCGAUGAUCCUCCGCCCCACAAACCCUCGACCACCGCCUUCGAGUACUGGGACGAAGACGAGUUCGAAGGCCUCCCCGUCCCACAACCGCCCCCGGAAACCCCCACAAUUACCGAAAAUGCCACCGCGGCCGACUCCGGUUCGGACCUGGAAACGGAGACUAAAUCGACGUACGCGAGUAUCGCGCGGCGGUACGCGAUUGAGGUCGCGUGCGGCGCGUUCUUGAUCGCGUUCACGAUCAAUUACUUUACGGGGAAGAGAGAGAACGAGAACAUUGCCCUAGCUUGGGUGACGAGAUUCGCGGUGAGAGACUCGAUUUUCGACAAGAAUUUCAGUCUUGUUGGGGUUGGAAAGGACGAGGACUCGCCCUUGUUGUUGAAAGAAGGGCAGAACGUGUUCAAAUUCUAUGCUAGUGGGAGGAGGUUUUGCCAAGGGUUGUUGGCAACGUUGGAGUUAAAAAGCCGGCACGAUUUGAUAUCGAGGUUGUUUGAUGUUGUUGUGGGGGGUAAGGAUGAGAUCAAGAUUGAGGUUUAUAUGAAUGAUGAUGCUAUGGACCAGGUGGUUUUUGCGCUGGCGAGGAGGAGGGAGGCGAAGGCGAUGCAGAAGGAGGUUAGGGAUGUCCAGAGAUUCGGGGGUUCGGUGGGUUCGAUGCCACCGGGUAGGAAGUGGGUCGCGGAGGAUCUGGUGGUGAUUUCGGAGUUGAAGGAGGUGGCAGCUGAUUUGAUCACGGAGGCUGCAGUUGAGCAGGUCUUUGGCGACAAAGCUUUUGAGAAAUAUGGGAAGGGUUUUAUCUCAAUGCAUUUUUCUGAUCAACACGUGGGCACGCACAAGAAGAUGCUGGUGUUCAAGUUUUCCCUCCCUGAUGCGAAUCACAUGGCUGAGAUGACCCGUUUGGUUGCUCUUGUACCCUACUAUAUUGAUCUUAUAGGCCGAUACAAGCUCAGCCCACAGGCUCGCUCCAAGACUGAAGCAGCGCGACAGAAGGCUGCCCAAGAGGCAUACAAGGAACUUCAAAAUGCCAGGCAAGAAGUAAUGCAAAAAAAGAAGGUUGAACGCAGAAGGGGGGUCGAGGAAGCUGAAGCAAAGCUCAGUGCAGAGGCGAUUCGUAAGAAAGAGGCUAAAGAACGUGCUCGCCAGAUGAAGAAGGCAAUGCCAAAAGUGAAGAUGACACGUGCUGGCUAGAUUGUGUCUUAGAUUUGCAGAUGGGUUCUCAUUUCCUUGCCAGAUAUAGGUAGAUUCUGUAAGUUCAUGGCUGUGUACACUGUACCCCAUUGUAGUUGGUUUGCAACAUUACGGCACCAUUGUGGUUUUUGAACGAUAGAGCAAGCGUUUUUUGGUUAUAUCUAGAGACGGUCUUCUCAUGCGUAAUGCUCAGGAAUCAACAAUGGCACCAUGUUGAAUGUCUAAAAA